This is a messenger RNA of Rhipicephalus microplus (southern cattle tick), 357 nucleotides long. RefSeq names its product toll-like receptor 2. Lineage: Eukaryota; Metazoa; Arthropoda; Arachnida; Ixodida; Ixodidae. The record is from RefSeq and is a predicted model, not a curated record. Gene Ontology annotation, molecular function: signaling receptor activity. Gene Ontology annotation, cellular component: plasma membrane. Gene Ontology annotation, biological process: inflammatory response; signal transduction.
AUGAGGUUCCGACUGUGUGUCGCCGAGCGAGAUUUCAUUCCCGGAAUAGAAAUCACCGAGAACAUCUUCCGAGCCAUCACGCAGAGUCGUACUUCUCUGUUCGUAAUAAGUCGCGAGUUCUGCCGUAGCCGUUGGUGUAUGUUCGAGCUAAGCCUUGCGCAGCAUCGCCUUUUCGAAAGCGACCGGCAAAAGGGGUUGGUGUUGGUCAAGAAGAAAGAUGUGGGCGAGGCUGACAUGAGCCCCUUGCUCCAGUACCUCACAAAGACGCGAACAUACGUCGAGAUCCCACCGGCUGGAUCAAGCGAGGCACUCAAGAACCUGUUCUGGCUGCAGUUGCAAGCGGCACUGGAGAGGUAA